Blastomyces dermatitidis ER-3 is the source of this 3212-nucleotide messenger RNA. RefSeq names its product gluconolactonase. The record is from RefSeq and is a predicted model, not a curated record. Bases 1763 to 2863 code for a protein of 366 amino acids. The transcript is spliced from 2 exons. Lineage: Eukaryota; Fungi; Ascomycota; Eurotiomycetes; Onygenales; Ajellomycetaceae.
CACAUACACAUAUGCACUUCAGGCCACUGAGGUUUGACAAUGAAAUAAUUUCCUUGUUCAAAGUUCAUUGUCACUGUUGUUUUGUUUUCUUGUCUUCUUCUCAGGGUCUCAAGCAGUGCCAAUAAUGACACAUAACCUGCGCACUUUGAUAUAUAUCCAUUCUAUGUGGAGAUAGUUCUGGCGGGGUGGUAUUUUGAAAGAAUACUCACUUACUGACCUUCCGGGCUUCCCUGAUACUGAUGUUACCAUGGCUGUUGAAUUGCUGUAUUCUUUUAACAGUGCAUCAUUGUGUCUCAUUCCCGCUCAAGGGUGUAAACAAGAUCACUUGCUGCUACUGUUGUGGGGGUAGUAACCGCUGCAGAAAAAAAGCUGCAUAUCUCCCCAUACUAUAAACUAUACUAACCCUGUCAUGAAGAAGUGUGGAUCCAUCUUGUUUCUUCCCCAGUCUGAGACCCAUUUCUUUCUUCUUUUCUUCUUUCUUUCUUCGCUCUCUUGUGCCGAAAGGCGGACUCUUCAGACAGGGAAUAUCUUUGUGAUUGAUAAUGAGGACUCUCACCAAUUUGCCAAGUAACUAAUAGAUGGGAAAAAGCAGCGGCAAAAAGCUCUCCCUCCAAAUCCCUCGGUAUGAAACUACCGUUGUUCUUCUACACCAUCAAUGAAUAAUAAUCUCUUUGUUUGCUCUCACAGACCAGCUCAUCCUUUUGAAUGCCAUUUUACUAGUAGCUCUCAUGGCUCCGCCCAUUGGGUGCUGUUGAUGGUUUGUUCACCGUGCAACCGUAACGAGCUGUCCGUUUGAUGCCCCAUCUCAGGCAACCAGGAACCCGGCUGGCUGCGGUGUGUCUGAUGCGGAAGGAUUUUGCCGCCAUUCAGUUUGAAGGUUUCGCCCCGGGCUGGGGCGCAGGUGAAAUCCCUGCCCCGCCUAACUAAUCGCAUUGCGUCGCUGAACGGCCGGGGGUCGAAGUUGAAACUUUCGCGCUUGGAUGACUGUUUUCCAGGAACAAGUCCUUCAUUAUUCGCUGAACCUCUACAGUGUGAGUGACAGAGGGCUCACGACUUUGUGUGUUCGAGGUGGCCUGGCGCAUUUCGGGCGAAAUUCUGGUGCGUCCACGUUUCACAAUUUCAACCGGAACCAACCAGUUGUUCCCUGUCGAGGUUGCUCGUCUGGGGCAGACCGGCAGCUUAUUACAAUUUACCAGCCGUCUGCGGCUGUGGCACUUCUAUGAAAGACCCGCUUUCGGGGGACGGGGACGGGGGGUGUUUUGUUCCCAAGGACAAAAAAUGUCACUUGAAACUCUCCAGUGCUACGGAGCAAGCAAAGUCCCUGCACUCCACGCUCCAUAACUCGCGAUUCGCCGGUUCGUUGGGCUACUAAGCAACAAGAAGGAUCAUCCCCGUCAUGUCCUUUAUGGCUUAGCCGGCUAAGUUAAACUGCAGAUCGUGGGGGCUGCGGAUGGGAUAAAUAUAGCUGGACCGGACCUCCUUAUUUCUUCCCAGUCACUUUUUCUGUUUAAUCAUUUCUUCCUCUUCCGUUACAUUGACUGCUUCUUUCUGCUUCCUCCUGCAUCCACUUUCUUCCUCUAUUCAAUUUCUUUUUCGUCAUUCACAUUUAAGCAGUUCAUAUAUCAAGAGCGCCUGGAGCACUUCUUCAUUUCUCUUCAUUUUCAACACUAAAAAUUUUUGAGUUUUUUUCUCCCUCCAUAUCCUGUUCGAACGAUCACUUCUUAAAAGUAAUCUAGACGUGCAUACACUGUCUCUGCCCACCAUGACCAAGCACAGCACCCCGAAUCCAUUUUUAAAGCUUGCAAUCGCAGCUUCCUUGAUCACCGCAGCUUUCUCAACUCCUUUAGAUCCCUCCAGGCUUGUGCCCAGAGGUGAUACGACAAACGUUCAAACCACUGCAGCUAAGCAGCUUGAUCUCGGGGGUGCCUUUGGCGGUUCAAUUGAAGGUGCCUCCGUCAAUAAGGCUGGCGAUGUAUUUGCGGUGGACUUCAGCGGAAAGGGCGCAACGACGACACCUACUUCCUUCGGCUUCUUUCACCAGGCAGAUGAUGGAGUGAGCGACGUUGCCGGUCAAGAUCCUAUAGUUAUUGCCAAAGGGGCAAAGGAUACCUUCCUUGCCGGCUCGCGAUUUGUUAAGAAAGGGAAAAAAGUACUUCUAGCAGAUGCCCAGAACAAACGCGUUAUGUCCGUGGACGUCGCAACCAAGAAGGUCUCCGUCUUUUGUGAAAACGCUGGGAUGCUCCAACCCAAUGACAUUGCCGUUUCCACCAAAAGAGACUGCUUGAUUUACCUCUCCGGCCAAAAGUACGAGACGGAUUCCAUUGCCGGCGAGCAUGGUGAUCUCUGGAUGUGUGAUGGCAAGAAAGCAACUCAGUUUAGCCCUGCAAUCCUCAAGAAGGCGGACAUCCAUCGCACAAACGGCAUCGAAGUGGACCCCAAGGGCAAAUUCCUCUAUCUCACUUCCGCCGCAAACGUCAAGGGUGAAGUCGUUAACCUCAAAGUCUUCAAGUUCGCCUUGGACAAGAAGACAGGUGCAAUACUCGAACAGGACCCAGUCGUCUUCCACGACUUCAGUCAUGCAGAGAAAGGUACAGAUCUCGAUGGCAUGCGCACAGAUGUUGAUGGCAACCUUUACGUUUCGCUCAACGCCGUGGGCAAAAUCGCCAAGCUUGACCCCAGCGGCAAGCUUCUACAAUACAUCACCACCCCCGGUGUCAAGGGACCCAGCAAUCUGGAGCUCGGUGGGGAGGACGGCAAGACUCUGUUCGCUGUUGGCAGAUGUGAGAAUGACCAGAAGGCUGGCUGUGCUGCCUCUAUUGGUGUUGAUAAACCUGGUAGAGCAUUCGCUUCGCUUAACGCCUGACUGGCCGACAAUAAUGGAGCAUCUCACUCUCUCUCACCACUGUCACCAACACCUUUGAUUUCUCUCCUUUCUUUUUGUUUGAGCAUUACGAUUGUUUUCGCAUGAAUGACGUUUUCCUUUUAGACUCAAUGGUCCUUUGCCUUUUUUCUUUUCUCUUCCCUUGUUCGCAUUGUUUAUGUGCUUAUUCUUUGGUGCUGCUGCCCUGAUCAAGAGUGGCUGGGGAAAUAAAUGAAUUAAAAAGGGAUCGGAGCAUUUUAGAAUAUUCAUUAUCGAAAUAAAAAUCAUUUUAAUUAGUAUCGUAACAACUGGGACACCAUCUGGAGACUUUGUAGAUUUGUCUUGGCAGUCG